Messenger RNA from Cutaneotrichosporon oleaginosum, 2106 nucleotides. RefSeq lists its product as uncharacterized. NCBI's taxonomy places the organism in Eukaryota, Fungi, Basidiomycota, Tremellomycetes, Trichosporonales, Trichosporonaceae. The record is from RefSeq and is a predicted model, not a curated record.
AUGGAUAGCGUUUCCAUCGCCACAGGCUCCAUGGUCAGCUCUAUUCCUAAUGGCCAGCGGCCGACAGCGAAGGACAACCUGCGCCUUCUUUCUAGCCCCAACAGAUACCAGGACACGGGAACACCCCUGGCCCCCUCGACGCUAGAUCUCGCCGAAGAGACUGCUCGCCUUUACCCUCGCCAUGCAUUCAACCACUACGUGGAUCCCCUCCAACCCCCAUUGCUCCCAAUCGGCGCCUACUCAAUCGACCCCAAGAUCCAUCCCAACCUUGCGAGGGUUGCCACCGCAGUCUCCACACGACGCUCAUCCGCCGCGAACUUGGACUGCCUUUACCAGUCUGCCCAGGUGGUUGAGGGCAAUGCACCUGCACCGGGGCCGACCAAAGACACCAUAGAUCACCGCGGAGAGCAGUACACGAUUGGAGCAAACGAUGCCGCCGGCAUUCAGCGCAUGGGACCGGCUACAUGUUCGUCAGGUGGGGCAAGGGAGCAGCGUAACGAGCGCCCUCUCAAGCGCCCGCGUACAACAUCUGGCGCAGGUGGAUCGCCCCGUAGUCUCCAAACUGCACCCACGAUUGCUUAUCCUUUCGAUGGGCACGUGCCCGUGAUCGCUGGAAUGGUAGGCAAGCGACCGUGCCCUCAGGCACCCCCCGGGCAGCGGCACACUGUUGCCUACCAGAAGGCGGUCUCGGAAUGGAUCGCGGAGCGCACCAGCCGCGGGACUAAGCUGAACGACGCCGAGCACGACAAGCUGCUGGUCGCCAACUUCAUGACCGGCAAGAUGUUUUUCCGUCAUCCCCUCAACGUGGACUACGACGAGUCCACAAACCUUGACCCUGAAUUGUGGUCCAACUACACCGAGUGGGGCAAGACACUCGUCCCAGAGGCCGUGAUCUUCAACCGAUUGAGCACGGAGGAAAAGGAGUCGCUGCAUGACUGGCCUGACCGUGAUCUCUGGAAAGCUCUAUUUCUAAUUUGGCUACGCGACUACUGCGACCGCCACACGCGCGUGGUCUGGUACCGCCAGUGUUUCCGCUGCCAGCGCGGAGGCUGGCCGUGCAUGGUGUCGCACGAAAUGUUUGGCAAGGUCGAUGUGCGGCACAAGCGCGGCAAGGCGGGACAGGCAGCCAAGGGCUGUGCGUGCAUUCCAUGCCGUGUGUCCAAGGCCGAGUGCUCGCACCCGCGCCUCAAGGAACGGCUUCAGGAGUCGACUUGGGCAAUGUCCGAUCUUGAAGCGUACUGGGACGGAACGAUGAGCCUGACUGAACUCUUUGAACGGCGCCAGCGUCCCGAAGCCGAGGUGGGGCCCUUCGAUGCCGACGCAAUCGACAACUCCGUCGAUAAACAGGAGGACGAUGAGUUUGACGUCUUGGCCAAACUCGAGAGCCAAGGCCAGAAGCUACCGACCAUGGCCCCGCGCAAGACUUUAACCCGCUUCCAACGCGGUGCGCGCGAGGCGCGGGCAUCGCGUCGCGCAGACCGUGCCAAGGCCUUGGCGGGCGAGCGCGAGACCGACUCCAAAAAGCUGGUCAUGGUCCAGUACCUCGCUAGUCGCUUGCGCGAGGGUACAUUAACUUCCCCCAUGUACCCGUGGAAGGAGUACGAUAAGACGAUACGGGAUCUGUCGGCUUCCAACGCCCGCCGCCGCGCCGCGGGUGAGGGCUCACUUGCGCCCGAGGAUGUCGCCCCCUACACCGACUUCUAUAGCUUGUGGCUCAACGGCGCCCCCCUCAAUGCGCACGUCGCUUUCAGUCACCAAAUUGCGGUAGCUGGACCGUCAGCUGCCCCCGCGCAACGCAGGUCGGGGUCUCGCUCAAGCAAGACUAUCACGUCUACCUCAGACAGCUCGGCACUCCACUCGAGCCCCCCCUUGAGCCUCUACCAGCUUGAACCCACGCCCGCGCUGGUUGGAUCGCGAUCUUCCUCGUCCCCGGCUUCGGCUAUUAACACGCCGGAUACUAUUCACAGCCAUCUUCACCCGAGUGAGACUGCGGCUUGCCCCCACGAGUACUUUCCUGCGGGUGGCGAGGGCUCGCGGCAGCUUGAAGAGCUUGCUCCCGAUCUGGGGCGACGAUCUGCCCGCAUCAAACGACCACGUCUGCAAUAG